Messenger RNA from Plectropomus leopardus (leopard coralgrouper), 681 nucleotides. It is a transcript of the gene pigp, whose product is annotated as phosphatidylinositol glycan anchor biosynthesis, class P. The record is from RefSeq and is a predicted model, not a curated record. Gene Ontology annotation, cellular component: endoplasmic reticulum. Gene Ontology annotation, biological process: GPI anchor biosynthetic process. NCBI's taxonomy places the organism in Eukaryota, Metazoa, Chordata, Actinopteri, Perciformes, Serranidae. Gene Ontology annotation, molecular function: phosphatidylinositol N-acetylglucosaminyltransferase activity.
GAGAAAUUUACCGUAUUCUUUACUCACACUGUGGAUAAAUACAUCGGGAACAUCUUGACAAAGAAAAGCUGAGUUUAGAUCAUGGUGGUGAACUCUCCGUCUCCUCUGCCUGAGAGAGCCAUUUAUGGGUUUGUCCUUUUUCUCGGCUCCCAGUUUGGCUUCUGUCUGUAUUGCCUGUGGGCAUUUGUACCAGAGGAGUGGCUGCAUUCAAUAGGGCUCACAUACUGGCCUCAAAAAUAUUGGGCCCUUGCAGCGCCGAUCUAUCUGCUGGUUGCAUUAGUGAUCUGUUUUGUGUUGCUGUUCGGAGUGAACAUGAACAACACGGCUCCACUCGACUCCGUGGACAAUGUCACAGAUGUGUACGCUCAAGGCCAGAGAACGACAGGCCAGCGCAAGGGGGAAUACCCCGACUGAAGGACGUUUCCACCAGUGAAGUCAACAAAAUGUUCUAUAUGUCACCAAAGCGAUAACAAACAGGAGCUGAUUUUACCCGGAGGCAGAGGAGUGAGGUUGCUGGGGAUUUAUAAUGUUGUCACGGUUUGAACGUUGUUAAUAAAAGGAUACUGCUUUAUUUAUUGGCAAAGAUGUUCUGGAGGAAUUGUUUUAUGAAUCAUUAUUGGACAAAAUGAUGUGCUAUGUCUUCAGCUGCAUUUGAUGUAAAACCCUCACUAGAGCAAUAUU